UAGCGGCUGCAUGUUUUCUGCGAGACUACUUCCACUUCCGUUAAGAGACUAAACAUGAGCGAUAGAUACGAUCGUGCUAUUACAGUUUUUUCGCCCGAUGGGCACCUUUUUCAAGUAGAAUAUGCACAGGAAGCUGUCAAGAAGGGAUCAACGGCGGUGGGUGUACGUGGAAACAACAUUGUUGUCCUGGGUGUCGAGAAAAAGGCUGUUGCAAAACUUCAGGAGGAGCGAACAGUUCGUAAAAUAGCACUUUUGGAUGACCAUGUGGCCCUAGCUUUUGCAGGUCUCACAGCCGAUGCUCGUAUAUUGAUCAACCGAGCACGAGUAGAAUGCCAGAGUCAUCGACUGACUGUGGAAGAUCCAGUCACUGUGGAAUACAUCACACGAUAUAUUGCACAACUUAAACAGAAAUACACACAGAGCAAUGGAAGACGACCUUUUGGGUUGUCUGCACUCAUUAUAGGCUUUGAUUAUGAUGGCACACCUCAUCUGUAUCAGACAGAUCCAUCGGGAACAUACCAUGAGUGGAAAGCCAAUACUAUUGGACGAAGUGCAAAGACUGUGCGUGAGUUUCUUGAGAAACAUUACACAGAUGAAGUUGCAGCUGAUGACAAAGAAACGAUCAAGCUGGCUUUAAAGGCUCUCAUGGAAGUAGUUCAGUCAGGUGGAAAAAACAUGGAAGUGGCCAUCAUGAAACGGGGAAAACCACUUCAGAUGCUGGAGUCAGAUGAAAUAGAAAAGUAUAUCACUGAAAUAGAAAAGGAGCGAGAAGAAGAAGCAGAGAAGAAAAAACAAAAGAAAUAGAGAUAGCUCCUUUGGGUUUGUCAUGUAUCUGAUCUUUGUGUUGGUCGUAGGCUUCACGUGAGUCAGAUGGAGCAAAUGUGUUUCACAUAAAGACAGUAAUGGUUAUUUACAUUGUGCACAUGCAAAUCAUUUUGAAAUUCUGUUUUUGUAAUAAAUGAAUAAACAUUUUUCUGUUUCAAGCUGUU
Messenger RNA from Pomacea canaliculata, 989 nucleotides. RefSeq names its product proteasome subunit alpha type-7-like. The coding region runs from base 55 to 804 and encodes 249 amino acids. Lineage: Eukaryota; Metazoa; Mollusca; Gastropoda; Architaenioglossa; Ampullariidae. Gene Ontology annotation, biological process: ubiquitin-dependent protein catabolic process. The transcript is spliced from 6 exons. Gene Ontology annotation, cellular component: proteasome core complex, alpha-subunit complex; proteasome core complex; nucleus. The record is from RefSeq and is a predicted model, not a curated record.